Geodia barretti is the source of this 912-nucleotide messenger RNA. Lineage: Eukaryota; Metazoa; Porifera; Demospongiae; Tetractinellida; Geodiidae. The record is from the annotation of a GenBank genome assembly.
CGUAAGUGCGAUGCUAUAUUGCUUUAGAGUCCGCCACUGUUAUACGUCAGUACAAUAACCGCCUGGUGGAAACGAUCAGCAAUGAUGUUGGCAACUUUGCAAAAAAAUUGGAGGAGAGAAAGUUAAUCCCAUCUGAAUCAAGUAGGGAGAUAUCUAGUAUGCGCGGUGUUAGAAGAAAAGAAAAGGCAGACAUAGUAAUGAAGAAAGUUCUGAACAGUUUGGAUAGUGCCCAGUGUAAGGAGGAAUGGUUUCGUGAGUUUACAGAGCUAUUUGCAGCUGAAGAUGCCUACCACGAAAUUGCUGAGAGAAUGACAGAAUUCUAUGAAGCUCUCAGAAUGAUUGAUGAUACUACAACUACCAUCAGCAGCGGACGUUUCCCGUCUGGAUGCAUAAUUGAUGUUGAUGACAUGAAUAUGCUCUACUCAACCCUCAAAAUUACACCCCAGCCAUCAGAAAAGUUUUUAAUCUGCCACUGCUCUUUCCAAACUGACUUGACCAUUCGAAUUUAUCCUUUGGUUUCACCUGGUCCUGGUUGGUUUGAACGAUUUGGACGUGGUUAUGUGUUUGUAUGGGGUGCAGCAUUUGGGGCUGGUAUUGGUGGGCCUAUAGGUGCUGCGAUAGGCGGUGUUGUGAUGGAUAAGCUUUUUGGUCAGCACCUGGGCGAGGGUAGUUAUGUUGAUCGUAGUGCAAUGGUCACAAUUACUGCCAGAGAAUUAUCACAAGCCAUUCCAAAUAAAGGCAUUGACGAUAAAAAAACUAAAAAAGUCUAUACAUUUGUUCCUAACUUACAAGACAGAAUUGAUUAUCCUGAAUGAUUUACACUGUUGUGUUUUAUAUCAUAAUGAUUGUGAGUAUAAUAACUAGAACAAGCAUUUUUUGGCGAUUUGACGAUCUUCGCACUCAUUAUACCUC